UAUGGAUAUUGUACCUUUAACUUUUAGUAGACGUACCAAACUUUCAGUGCUAAAAUGGACCGCACAAUCCGGGUGCCCGAAUCGGAAAGAGCUCAGUCGGAGCAGGCCACGCCGGCCGUUUCCGCCGCAGUGCCGUCACUUUGCCGUGGAGUGGAAGCAAACAAUAUCCGUAACUUUAUUUAUUUUAUGUUUUUUUCAGAGGAGAGAGAGUAAAUGCGAUUUGUUUUUUAUUCAUGAAAGAAAGGGGACACGAAAGAGAGGAAGGAGAGAGAGAGAGAGAGAAUAUUUUCGUGGCCCUUUCGUUUCAAUGGCGCCUACUGGAACAGCAACGUCUCUCUGAAAUUUCUCACAAUCUGAAGUCUCGGCUCGCAGCCAACGACGUCGUUUUACGGUGAUGAUGAACUGGCGGAGAGUGUUGAAGUCCGUGCAGGCCCUGGCGGCCCACAGCCUCCUCUUCUCCUUCACGCUACUGCUCGUUCUCAAGCUGGACGGCGUCGCCGCCUCCUACUCUUGGUGGAUAAUUUUCUUUCCACUUUGGAUAUUUCAUGCAGUUGUUGCCCGAGGAAGAUUCUCACUACCUGCUCCUUCAGUUCCACACAGUCGUCAUUGGGCACCAUGUCAUGCUAUUGCCGCUACACCAUUGCUAGUUGCAUUUGAGUUGCUCCUUUGUAUAUAUCUUGAAAGUGUUUCCGUUCAUGGUUUUGCAGCUGUCAACUUGAAGGUUGUCUUUCUACCCUUACUGGCAUUCGAAAUAAUUAUUCUAAUUGACAAUUUCAGGAUGUGCAGGGCUCUAAUGCCAGGGGAUGAUGAAAGCAUGAGUGAUGAGACAAUAUGGGAAACACUUCCUCAUUUCUGGGUAGCAAUCUCCAUGGUUUUCUUUGUUGCUGCUACAGUGUUCACCCUGCUGAAGUUAUGCGGUGAUGUCGAUGCUCUUGGUUGGUGGGAUUUAUUUAUAAAUUUUGGUAUUGCAGAAUGCUUUGCCUUUCUUGUCUGUACAAAGUGGUCUAAUCCAGUGAUUCAUAGAAGUGCUCAUUCAAGAGAAGCUACUUCAUCUUCUACAACUAUUAGAUAUCUUGACUGGAAUAGCGGUUUAGUAGUUUCAGCAGAAGAGGAUCAAAAUCACGAUAGAAUGUGUGGUCUGCAAGAUAUUGGUGGGCAUCUUAUGAAAAUUCCCGUGAUUGGUUUUCAAGUUCUCCUUUGUAUGCGCCUUGAGGGAACCCCAGCAAAUGCUAGACAUAUCCCACUUCCAGUUCUCUUCUCUCCUCUAUUUUUACUCCAAGGUGCCGGUGUACUAUUGUCUGCAUGUAGGUUGGUGGAGAAAAUUGUCCUUUUGUUGCGUACUGAGGCUGGCACCGGAUUAUAUUUUAGAUUUUCUUCAAGAGCUCAUGACUGCUUCGGGUUUUUGCACCGUGGUUCUAGGCUACUGGGCUGGUGGUCGAUUGAUGAAAGAAGUCCAGAAGAAGAUGCCAGACUGUUUCAUGAGGGGGCUUCAGGAUAUAACACUUUUUCUGGUUAUCCACCUGAGAUAGUGAAGAAAAUGCCCAAGAAGGAUCUCACUGAGGAGGUCUGGAGACUUCAAGCAGCUCUUGGUGAACAGACAGAAAUCACCAAAUACAGCCAGCAGGAGUACGAAAGACUUCAAAAUGAAAAAGUGUUAUGUCGCGUUUGCUUUGAGGGAGAGAUCAGCGUGGUCCUGCUACCAUGUCGACAUCGCGUCCUUUGCAGUUCCUGCUCUAACAAGUGUAAAAAGUGCCCGAUAUGCCGUGAAUCAAUCGAGGAGCGCUUACCUGUCUAUGAUGUUUAGGUUUGAAUCCACCCUGCGUCGAAUUAUGUUUACAAUAUGGAACUGGGGUACAUAGAGCGGGACGAUAACCUUGAUUCAGCACAUGUUCUGAGCACAGAUUAUACUGUAACUUCCAUGGAGUUUUUCUGGUGCUAGUUAAGCAAGGCAAAGGAUUAUAGGAGAUACAGGAUGUGCAGUCACUUUUACUAAAACUGAGUAGCUUUUUUCUCUCAGUUUUUCUACCUUUUGAAACUGUAAAUAUACAGAGGGGGAAUUACUAUCAUAACAAGUAAGUUUUCGUAUGCGAUAUGGUAGCAUGGAUGACGUCAAUAUUCCGGGAAAUUGAUACAAAAGAUGGAGGUCAUUUCAUAGGAGAUUUGAGAAAAAAGUAUUUCGUUUAAAUUUUUUACUUCAUACGCA
This is a messenger RNA of Malus domestica (apple), 2203 nucleotides long. RefSeq lists its product as uncharacterized. NCBI's taxonomy places the organism in Eukaryota, Viridiplantae, Streptophyta, Magnoliopsida, Rosales, Rosaceae. The record is from RefSeq and is a predicted model, not a curated record.